AAUCAAGGAUUUUGGAAACCAGAAGUAACAGAAAUUGUGCUAUUAAUAAGGAGGAGGAAAAAAAAAAAAAAGAGAGAGAGGCAAGAAAUCCAGCGACCAUGGGCCAGCGUGGCUUCCUAGCAUGUACUUUCUGUUCUCUCUCCUUUUUCCCAAGGUAAUUGCAGUCUGCCGAGAGGGAGUUAAAUGGGAUUAAAAGAUCUGUGUAAGCAAAAGGACCCAGAAGAGAAGGAGGAAGGAGUGAGCCGUCCGGGCCAGGGGGUGUCUUUGACACAGCUGAGCCCCUUAGAGAGGCAGAGAGCUGAGCUCCCGGGAAGGAUGUACCCACAAACCGGCCUGUUCCCCUUUUUCUGAUGGAUUGCUGCAAAAAUUGCCCGAAAGAGACAAUGCACUAAACGUGAUGGAGCCGGAAUCAGAGCCGGUCUCCAGACUCAGAGCUACAGCAGCAGGCAGGGGGGGAUUCUGCUUUGUCUGGACUGUGUUAUGUUUUAGCUGGUUCCUGGGAUUCACACAGGGAAACUCUGAAGAUGUGGAUGUUCUUCAGAGGCUGGGCCUGGGAGGGAGAAGGCCGUCGAGCGGACUGUCCUUAUCACAUGCCAUUCCUCAAGGGGUCAUUCCUCUCAAAUCAGGGGUUAUCUUUACUCAGCGAGCACGCGUCGAAGCGCCCAUCAGCACCAUCUUCCCUGCAGGCUCCAGCACUGACCUGCUCCUAGUGUUGAGCCUGUGCUCCCACCGCAUCAACAACGCUUUCCUCUUUGCAGUCAAGAGCAAAAAGAAAAAACUGCAGCUGGGGGUUCAGUUUGUGCCUGGGAAGAUAAUAGUGUACGUGGGCCACAAGCGCUCUGUAUAUUUUGAUUACAAUGUUCACGAUGGCCAGUGGCACAAUAUGGCCAUCAAUAUCCGUGGCCAGACAGUCACUUUAUUUACUUCUUGUGGGAAGCACAGAGUACAUGCGGAUUUGCAUUCUAAAAAGGAUGAGGCAUUGGAUCCACAUGGGUCUUUCCUCUUUGGGAAGAUGAACCAUCACUCCGUGCAGUUUGAAGGAGCCAUCUGCCAGUUCGAUAUUUAUCCUUCCGCCAAGGCAGCUCAUCAUUACUGUAAAUACCUGAAAAAACAUUGCAGGCAAGCAGACACUUACCGGCCAAACCUUCCCCCGCUCAUCCCCAUCUUGCCCAGGGAUCCCAGUGCCUCCCCAGGUACUCCACAGCAUAUGGAGCCCUCGCUUCAGGGUCUGAAAAACUUGACCACUGCCACCCCAUCCUUGGCGUUCGGCAGGGUCACCGCACCCCUCAAGACUCGGGGUUCAGGUGCUACAACUGCCUUGGUCUCACCGCAGCCGCCACUUCCAAGACAGACAACCAAAGCCACGAAGGUUGCAGUGGCCCCAUCUCCCUCUCCAUCGAGUCCUGGGACACAGCCGCCCGCCCGUUCGCUGUCUCGGGGGACGGUGACGACCCUCAGGGUGUCUCAGCCAACUUCCAACACGCACACGGAGAAAACUCCCCUGCCUGGUGCCAAAAACACCCUGCCAGCAAGCCCAAGCCCUGCCACGACCAGCAGGAAAGAGACCAAGCAAGAGACCAAAAAGAUCAACCAAAAAUCAACCAGCAAGUCCUCUGAAGCACCCAGUACUGUAAAGCCUACCAGGAGGAGGACUGACAACACAACCAGCAGCGUCCACUUUGUCACCCUGAAGCAAACCCCACAGACCCCAACCGCCGGGCCCCUUCCAAAGAAGCACGUGUCACCCCCCACCAGGAAAGGGGAUCCUGGCAAUGUCCCUCUGGUGUACACCAAGCCACCCCUAGGGGCUGCCCGUCCUGUCUCCAGAGCCCAGGCUCAGGCCUUCAACCUCACCACCCCAGCUGCAACCGAUGGCUAUCAGAUCUUCGACCCCCUUGGGCCCACUCCGUUUCCAUUUUUACUGGGAUACCCAGGAGUGAAAGGAGACAGAGGACCUCAGGGUCCACCAGGUCUGCCGGGCUUACCAGGACCACCAGGCAAGAGGGGUUCUCGAGGUCCUCCGGGUCCCCACGGAAACCCUGGUUCACCUGGACCCCCAGGCCUGAAAGGUCAGAAAGGUGAUCCUGGGCUGUCGCCUGGAAAAGCUCGCAGAGGACCAAAGGGAGAUGUGGGCUUACCUGGUCUGACUGGGUUCCCUGGGCCACCUGGUAGAAAGGGAUACAAAGGCUACCCUGGACCACCAGGUCACCCUGGAGACCAGGGUGAACGAGGACCAGCCGGCAGCCCUGGUGCCAAAGGUUAUCCUGGCAGGCAGGGCUUACCUGGCCCCAUAGGGGAAGCUGGUCCAAAAGGCAGUCGGGGAUAUAUUGGUCUUCCAGGAUUAUUUGGGCUCCCAGGGGCUGAUGGAGAACGAGGGAUCCCUGGAGUUCCUGGGAAGAGGGGCAAGAUGGGUAGGCCGGGUUUUCCUGGAGAUUUUGGGGAACGAGGACCUCCAGGCAUCGACGGGAACCCAGGAGAAUUGGGAGCCCCAGGUCCUCCUGGAGUCCUUGGACUCAUUGGUGACAUGGGCUCUGUUGGACCUAUUGGUUAUCCAGGACCAAAGGGCUUAAAGGGGCUGAUGGGAAACCCUGGAGAACAUGGACUGAAAGGUGAUAAGGGUGAUCAGGGAGGAGCAGGUCUUCCAGGAGAUAUUGGCUUCCAAGGAGACAAGGGUAGCCAUGGUUUGCCUGGGGUUCCUGGGGCACGAGGGAAACCAGGCCCUGUGGGAAAAGUUGGUGACAUAGGUCCGAUGGGGUUUCCAGGACCACCUGGCCCUGAGGGCUUCCCAGGGGACAUCGGCCCACCGGGAGAAAACGGCCCCGAAGGCCCAAAGGGGAAGCCGGGAGCGCGGGGUUUACCUGGGCCAAGAGGGCUGCCUGGACAAGAGGGAGAUGAAGGACCCUUAGGACCAUCGGGAGUCCCUGGUUCAGAGGGUCGACCUGGCCGGAAGGGAUUUCCAGGAAGACCUGGUCCUGACGGUCCCAAGGGCGAGCCAGGAAACCACGGCCGGCCAGGGAAAGUUGGUGAGCAGGGUCUAAUGGGAUUCAUUGGUCCAGUAGGGGAGCCUGGAAUAGUGGGAGAAAAGGGUGACCGUGGCUCAGUGGGACCUCCAGGCCCUCCUGGAGUCAAGGGGUCGAUGGGGCACCCUGGGAUACCAGGAGCAGUGGGUUUUCCCGGAAUUCCUGGACCAGCAGGUCCGGCAGGAGCCCGUGGUGCACCAGGGAUCAGAGGGGUGAAGGGCCGCCGGGGUGCCAGAGGGCCUGAUGGACCAGUAGGCGAGCCAGGGUCACGAGGUGCCAAGGGCCGUCCAGGGGAGCCAGGCAAGCUGGGGCCAGAUGGGCUGCAGGGGAAGAUGGGUGAGACUGGGGAGACAGGAUCCCGUGGCUUUCCAGGUAUCCAAGGGCCUUCUGGACCUCCAGGAGCAAAAGGGGCACCAGGCGACCCGGGUCCACAAGGACCACAGGGACCACCUGGACCUUUGGGAGAAAUGGGCCAUAAGGGACCGCCUGGCCCAAUGGGACAACCUGGCCUCCCAGGUGAACCUGGCAUGAAGGGUGAUCCUGGCCAGCUGGGAGUUCCUGGAGAGCAAGGCCUCAUUGGUCAAAGAGGAGAAAUGGGGCUGGAAGGGGACAGUGGGCCAGCCGGUCCAGACGGAGCCAAGGGAGACAAAGGAGAGCAAGGCCUGGAUGGAGAGAAAGGAGAAAAAGGCACUGAAGGGAUGAAGGGAAAAGAAGGGCCUCCUGGAUAUCCCGGCAUCACAGGUGUCCGAGGACCAGAAGGGAAACCAGGAAAACAGGGGGAAAAGGGCAAGCCUGGCCAGAAGGGCAGCAAGGGCUACCAGGGGCAGCUUGGCGAGACAGGACCUCCAGGGAAGGAGGGGCCGAAGGGGAACCAAGGCCCUAAAGGAUCCCGAGGUACCCUGGGACCUAUGGGUGCUCCAGGAAGGAUGGGUGCUCAGGGGGAGCCUGGCUUGAAAGGUUACCAGGGACACGCAGGACCACCAGGGCCAAUUGGACCACCGGGGCCGAAGGGUGAGAAGGGAGAACAAGGUGAUGACGGGAAGGUGGAAGGCCCACAGGGACCACCCGGAGACAGAGGUCCUGUUGGUGACAGAGGAGAUCGAGGGGAGCCUGGAGACCCUGGUUAUCCUGGCCAAGAAGGGCUUGAUGGAGAAAGAGGAAAACCUGGACAGCAAGGCUUACCUGGGAAUCCUGGACCACCAGGCCAGCCAGGAGCAAAGGGAUCCAAAGGUGAUGUGGGUCAAAAAGGAAAGCAAGGAGCACGAGGCAGUGCAGGGAGCAGAGGCUCACCGGGCAUCCUUGGGCUACCUGGUCCUCGAGGAGUGGUGGGAAGGCAGGGCCAAGAGGGUGCUCCUGGAGUGGAUGGAGUGCCUGGGAAGGAUGGCGUGCCUGGGGUGCUGGGAGAGCAGGGAGAUGAUGGGGAAGAAGGAGUAACAGGGAUGGCCGGCAAAAGAGGGAACCCCGGCGUGCCAGGACUGCCUGGGGCACAGGGACCACCAGGGUUCAAGGGUGAAAGAGGAUUGCCUGGACAGACCGGCCAAACAGGGAAGCGAGGAUCAGUGGGAGGAAUGGGCCUCCCAGGGAGCCCUGGCGAUCCAGGAGCCAAAGGCCAGCCUGGAGACUUUGGGGAGGCAGGAUUCCCAGGGAUUGCGGGCAUCUUUGGGCCAAAGGGACCACCAGGAGACCCCGGUUUCAAAGGCAUUCAGGGACCACGUGGCCCACCUGGCCUCAUGGGAAAAGAAGGAAUUAUUGGUCCGCUUGGCAUUCUGGGUCCCACGGGAAGCCUGGGGCCGAAGGGGGACAAAGGCAGCCGUGGGGACAUGGGGUUUCAGGGCCCAAGGGGUCCUCCAGGCCCACGAGGACAGCCUGGCCCUCCGGGACCGCCUGGAAUUUCAGCUUCGUUUCAACAAGAUGGCUUUGGGGCCGCCUUCCAGACACUGAUGGACUCCAACACGGCGCUCAAGACAGAGGGUUACCAACAUCCAGACCUUCUCAUGCUGGACCAUGGAGGGGAGAUCUUUAAGACUCUACACUACCUCAGCAACCUCAUUCAGAGCAUCAAGAGACCCCUGGGCACCAAGGAAAACCCCGCACGCAUCUGCCGAGACCUCAUGAACUGUGAACAGAAGAUGAAGGAUGGUACCUACUGGAUCGACCCAAAUCUCGGCUGCUCCUCAGACACCAUACAAGUCAUCUGCAACUUCACCAAUGGUGGACAGACGUGUCUCAGCCCCAUCACGGUCUCCAAGCUGGAUUUUGACAUCGGCAGAGUCCAGAUGAACUUCCUGCGCCUGCUGAGCUCUGAGGUGGUGCAGCACAUCACCAUCCACUGCCUGAACACCUCUGUCUGGAGGGAGGGCUCUGCUGAGAAACCUUCGCAGAAAGCCGUGCGCUUCAAGGCGUGGAACGGGCAAAUGUUUGAGGCAGAGGGGAAGCUCAAGCCGGAGGUGGCAGCUGAUGAUUGCAAGAUCAAGGAUGGACGCUGGCAUCGGACUCUCUUUUCCUUUCGGACGCAGGACACCCAGCAGCUGCCGAUCGUCAACAUCUACAACCUUCCCCCAUCCGAGCCAGGAAAGCAAUAUCACCUCGAGGUCGGCCCCGUGUGCUUCCUUUGAGCAAUGCCAUCAACCCGGGCUCCAAGGCUUUGACCCCACUUCUGGCCUAUGUCUUUACACAGGGUCUCUGCAGCAAGGACAGCUGGGCUGUAUCUUUUGGGUCAACUCUUGCUCUAGCCUUUGGCUCAAGGCCUCAAACAACCCGUGAUCUACUGAACUCAGCAGGUUGUUGAAAGGAGGAAAACGAAGGACGUAGGGAAGCGGGUGUCAGCUGGGACGUGACCGGUGCAAAGGGAUCAGGGGACGAGGUGUCGCGCGGUUCCACAUACAAAGCUUUUUCCAUGACCAAAGAAGAAAACGUUGAGAGAAACCUCAAGCAACUCGCAGCAUGUGGUUUCCCCACCCUCCCCCCCUAUU
This is a messenger RNA of Centrocercus urophasianus (Greater sage-grouse), 5992 nucleotides long. It is a transcript of the gene COL27A1, whose product is annotated as collagen type XXVII alpha 1 chain. Gene Ontology annotation, molecular function: extracellular matrix structural constituent. The record is from RefSeq and is a predicted model, not a curated record. Lineage: Eukaryota; Metazoa; Chordata; Aves; Galliformes; Phasianidae. The coding region runs from base 398 to 5635 and encodes 1745 amino acids. The transcript is spliced from 61 exons.